Molecule: messenger RNA, 1745 nt
Organism: Acanthaster planci (crown-of-thorns starfish)
Lineage: Eukaryota; Metazoa; Echinodermata; Asteroidea; Valvatida; Acanthasteridae
Product: nuclear factor NF-kappa-B p105 subunit-like
Biological process (GO): intracellular signal transduction
Molecular function (GO): protein binding
Source: RefSeq, a predicted model, not a curated record
UACAUGUGUUACAUGUGUUAUUGUGUUCAAAAUGGUUGGUUCCAGUGUUGGAAAAUUGAGCUGUUGUAUGGAUGUAGAAAGGCAAACUUGAGCGCGUUCACUUUGCUGAUGUGGACGUGAGCGUCAUUACGCGCUGAGAAAGAAUGUGCCAAACGCACUCGCAGCUACUAGAACGUGCUCUUUUUAAACAUUUCUGUUGUAAUGGAUAAAACAAUCAAGCUAUUUAGCCGACUUUGUCUCAACUGUUUUUCACCGUCCGAGCAGCCAUCCUCCUCCGAUUCAGUUAGAAUAGCGAUGCACCUCCGGAGCCAGUCUCAAAUGCGAAAUGACGAGCUGUACAACGCCAUCCACACGGGUGACGCAAGCAGAUGCAAGGAGCUACUGGCGAUGGGUGCUGUCAACCUUCAGGAGGGCGACUACUCCAGCAGUCUUCCACGAGACGCCGUCAAGACCACGCUGCCCCUGCAAUUCGCCGUGAUGCACCGCCAGCCAGAAAUCGUGAAGAUGCUCCUCCGGCAUGGUGCCGACCCUGACUGGGUAGACAUCGAGGGGAAGACGGCCAUCCACACCUUGAUCUUAUACUGGCCGAGAUGCGUCCCGAAGGACGACAGUCAACUGUUCUCCCAGGAGGUCGCAGCGUACCGACAGUACCUGCGAGCCGUAGACCUGAUAUGCAUCAACACCCUCCGAAGGCUAUGCGCCUUCGGGAGCAGUCCAAAUGCCCGUGACAACCGCCAGCAGUCGCCGUUGCACUACUCCGCCAGGUACGACAUCCCCGGAGCGGCCAAGAUGCUCUUGAGUUACGGUGCCUUCAAGGAUGCCCGCGAUAUUGACCGCAAAACACCGGCGAUGCUGGCGGCAGCGAUGGGAGAAGCCUGCCUUGCGGUGCUUCUCGAAGCCAAAGCUGACGUCCAUCUUACCUGUAACCGAGGCAAGACGGCGCUCCACUACGCUGUGGAGUCUCGUUGCCCACAACAUAAGAGGGAGGCUUGUGUCCGAAUGCUGCUCUGGCAGGGAGCUGAUCCAGACGCCACAGACAGCAACGGUCAGACGCCCCUCCACGCCGCUUGCAGAACGGCCGAUGAGUCCGUCAUCACAUGCUUGCUGCGAGCGGGAGCAGAUGCCGACAUCCGGGACUCUACCGGCAUGAACCCUCUCCACGCGCUCUUGGAGAACCCACACAGCCGUCCACUCAACAUCAGCGCGGUUCUAAAGCUCGCAGAUGCCACACUACGGUAUGGGUUGCCCGACAAGGAGAGCCUCCCCGCCUUACUCACCCUUCCGGGGUCAGAGCCUCUCCGAGAGGCGCUUCUCACCUGUAGAACUCCCCCGCCGCUCCAGAGACUCUGCAGAAAGGUACUCCGCUUUCAACUGAUUUUCGCAUCCUCUUAUGAAGAUGAAAUAGAAGACAACAUCGCUAGGCUACCCCUUCCUAAAGCCUUGCAGAGAUUUUUGGUACUGGAUCGUACAAACCCGAUCUGGCAAAUAUUACUUGGACAAUGCAAGUUCGAAUAAGUGGUAGGCCUAAUCAUCACUGAUCACUCCCGAUGUAGCUUCCCCUAUGAGAUCAGUAGACGCUCCAUGGGUCAUUUGUGAUGCUUUCACUCUGAAACACUGCCAAGUAGAAACAGCGCCCUCUACAGUACACCUUAACGUCUGAAGCGUUGGCCGACUCGAACGUGGGUCGGCUGCUCGAACGCCGAGAACGAACAACCGGUUAUUGCUGGUAGUUAGUGACAAGCAAC